UUCGCCCUUCGAGCAGCGCUGAGCGGGUAGCAGGUCCGGGCGCAGGGAGGGGACCUGGCCAGCUGCCGCCGCCUCCUCCUCGCCCGCCGCAAACUUUCACAAAGCGGCGGGUCCGGCCUCAUCAAUCUGCAUUAAUAAUAGUUGGUUGGGCCGCGGGGGGCGGGCGGGGUCCCGGGCCGGCCGGGCCGUUGGGAAGCGCGGGGCUCGGGGCGCGGGAGCCGGGAGCGGCGGCGGGCGGAGGGAGCAAGUGAAGCGUAAUUUGAGGAAGAUGGAUGAGUCCGGAGGGCGACACCCCCAGCCCGCCCGCCCGCCCCCUCCCUCCUUAUGAGUGAGGGAGCGCGGCGCCGGAGCCACACUGCGCCGAGCCCGCGCCCCGCCGCCACCUCGGCCCGCGCGCCCGCAGCGAGCCCUGCGUGUCCGCGCGGGGCGCACGGCGGGCCCGGGCAGCGCCAUGCAGAGAGCGGCGGGCGGCGGCGCCCCCGGGGGCAGCGGCGGGGGCAGUGGCGGCCCGGGCGCCGCCUUCUCCAUCGACUCGCUCAUCGGGCCGCCGCCGCCGCGCUCGGGCCACCUGCUCUACACCGGCUACCCCAUGUUCAUGCCCUACCGGCCACUUGUGCUGCCACAGGCGCUGGCCCCCGCGCCGCUGCCCGCCGGCCUGCCGCCUCUGGCCCCACUUGCCUCAUUCGCGGGCCGCCUGAGCAAUACCUUCUGCGCAGGGCUGGGCCAGGCGGUGCCCUCGAUGGUGGCGCUGACCACUGCGCUGCCCAGCUUCGCAGAGCCUCCUGACGCGUACUACGGACCCCCGGAGCUCGCCGCUGCCGCCGCCGCCGCCUCCACCGCCUCGCGAAGCAACCCGGAGCCGGCGGCCCGGCGCACAGAGGGAGCGCUGGACGCAGAUGAGCUGCUGCCGGCGCGCGAGAAAGUGGCUGAACCCCCGCCGCCCCCGCCGCCGCACUUCUCAGAGACUUUCCCGAGUCUUCCGGCAGAGGGGAAGGUGUACAGCUCAGAUGAGGAGAAGUUGGAGGCCCCAGCAGGAGAUGCAGCAGGCAGCGAGCAGGAGGAAGAGGGCUCAGGCGGUGACAGCGAGGACAGCUUCCUGGACAGUUCUGCUGGGGGCCCAGGGGCUCUUCUGGGACCUAAACCGAAGCUAAAGGGAAGCCUGGGGACUGGCGCUGAGGAGGGGGCAUCAGUGGCCACAGGGGUCACCACUCCUGGGGGGAAAAGCCGAAGGCGGCGCACAGCCUUCACCAGUGAGCAGCUUUUGGAGCUGGAGAAGGAGUUUCACUGCAAGAAAUACCUGAGCCUGACAGAGCGCUCCCAGAUCGCCCAUGCCCUCAAGCUCAGUGAGGUGCAGGUAAAGAUCUGGUUUCAGAACCGCCGGGCCAAGUGGAAGCGCAUCAAGGCUGGCAAUGUGAGCAGCCGCUCCGGGGAGCCCGUGAGAAACCCCAAGAUUGUGGUGCCCAUACCUGUGCAUGUCAACAGGUUUGCUGUGCGCAGCCAGCACCAACAGAUGGAGCAGGGAGCCCGGCCCUGACCAGGCUGCUGGGGACUGGAAGGCAAAGGAUCUGUCUGCACCUGUGCCUGUCCAAGACUCACUGGGUGCUGAAAGGGCCGGUGGA
Molecule: messenger RNA, 1619 nt
Organism: Phodopus roborovskii (desert hamster)
Lineage: Eukaryota; Metazoa; Chordata; Mammalia; Rodentia; Cricetidae
Gene: Gbx1
Product: gastrulation brain homeobox 1
Exons: 2
Coding region: 452-1534 (360 amino acids)
Biological process (GO): regulation of nervous system development; regulation of transcription by RNA polymerase II
Cellular component (GO): nucleus
Molecular function (GO): RNA polymerase II transcription regulatory region sequence-specific DNA binding; DNA-binding transcription factor activity, RNA polymerase II-specific
Source: RefSeq, a predicted model, not a curated record